This is a messenger RNA of Juglans regia (Persian walnut), 2598 nucleotides long. Its product is annotated as protein TRANSPORT INHIBITOR RESPONSE 1-like. Gene Ontology annotation, biological process: SCF-dependent proteasomal ubiquitin-dependent protein catabolic process. The record is from RefSeq and is a predicted model, not a curated record. NCBI's taxonomy places the organism in Eukaryota, Viridiplantae, Streptophyta, Magnoliopsida, Fagales, Juglandaceae. Gene Ontology annotation, molecular function: protein binding. The transcript has 3 exons. Gene Ontology annotation, cellular component: SCF ubiquitin ligase complex. The coding region runs from base 527 to 2266 and encodes 579 amino acids.
CCUUUCAUUUCUACAGCUCCGCAGCCAACCUUCUCUCUCUGUGUGAGCUUCAGCAAAUCUGCAAAUGGAUCAGUCCUGACUCCUGAGCAGUCCUGAACGCUGUAAAAUCAUCAGAUUUCUUUCCUCUUUCAAAGUUUUCACCUUUCACUUGGCUCUUUCCUGUUAUCUCUGUCUCUCUCGGUGUCUCUUCGUUCGUGGAUCUUCCAUUUGGAUAUUCUAAUGGGCUGCAUUUUUCUUCUUUCUUUUCAAUAAAGCUUCCUAAACUUUUGGUUCCUAGAUGUAAAAUCCAUUCGAUGUAUUUUUUCCAGCUGUAAUUUAGCAUUUCUGCAGGGACGGUGUUUUAUUCUUAUUGAUUUUUCUUUUGGUUUGAGAUUUAUUUUUCAAUAUUUUUUCUCCACAAAACCAUUUGAUUCACAGAGACAUUUUUUUUUUUUUAAUUCUUCAUUUUUAGCAAUUCUUUUCGGGGUGUUUCCAAUUCUCAUCGCUUUGUAGCUAUUUGGAGGUUCGAAUUUAGCUCCGAAUCACCAUGGAUCCCGAGAGGAAGAAGGUUGUGGAACGCGUGGCGGUCUCGACCUUCCCGGACGAGGUUCUGGAACGAGUCCUGGUUCAGUUGAAGUCCCACAAAGACCGGAGCUCCGUCUCUUUGGUCUGCCACAGCUGGUACGACGCAGAGCGGUUUUCACGGACCCACGUGUUCAUCGCGAAUUGCUACUCGGUGACGCCGGAGAUCGUGUCCCGGCGGUUCCCGAACAUCCGGAGCGUGAGUUUAAAGGGGAAGCCCCGGUUCUCGGACUUCAAUCUGGUUCCUCCGAACUGGGGCGCCAAUAUUCGGUCUUGGCUGGUGAUGUUUGCGGCUAAGUACCCGUUUCUGGAGGAGCUGAGGCUCAAGAGGAUGACCGUUACCGAUGAGAGCUUGGAGUUUCUGGCUCUUUCUUUUCCCAAUUUCAAGGCUCUUUCGCUUUUUAGCUGUGAUGGCUUCAGUACUGAUGGGCUCGCAGCCAUUGCCACUCACUGCAAGAAUUUAGCCGAACUGGACAUACAGGAGAAUGACCUCAACGAUAAAAGUGGCAGUUGGUUGAGUUGCUUCCCUGAAAACUUCUCCUCAUUGGAAGUACUAAACUUUGCCAAUUUGAGUAAUGACGUUAAUUUUGAAGCCCUUGAGAGACUGGUUAGUAGGUGCAAAUCGUUGAAGGUUUUGAAGGUCAAUAGAAAUAUAACCUUGGAACAAUUGCCAAGGCUGCUUAUUCGUGCACCUCUAUUAACAGAGCUUGGUACAGGCUCAUUUUUGCAAGAGCAUCCAGCCUGUCAAUACUCUGAGCUUGAAAAUGCCUUCAACAAAUGCAUGAAUCUAAACACCCUCUCUGGUUUGUCAGAAGUUACAGCCUUGUCUCUUCCAGCUCUAUACCCUGCCUGUGCAAAUUUGACUUUCAUGAAUUUGAGCUGCGCUGCUUUGCAAAGUGGUGAAUUUGCUAAACUUCUUGUUCAUUGCCCAUGUCUUCGGCGCCUCUGGGUCCUGGACACAGUCGAAGACAAAGGUUUGGAGGCUGUUGGAUCCAACUGUCCUCUGCUUGAGGAACUUCGUGUCUUUCCUACUGAUCCAUUUGACGAGGAUACUUUCCAUGGAGUGACUGAAUCUGGGUUCAUUGCUGUCUCUUAUGGCUGCAGGAGACUAAGCUAUGUUCUCUACUUUUGCCGCCAGAUGACUAACGCUGCUGUAGCAACCAUUGUGCAGAACUGCCCUGAUUUCACUCACUUCAGGCUUUGCAUAAUGAAUCCAUGGCAGCCAGAUUACCAGACAAAUGAGCCCAUGGAUGAGGCUUUCUGUGCGGUGGUGAAAUCUUGCACUAAGCUUCAGAGGCUUGCAGUUUCAGGCUUAUUGACUGACCUGACUUUUGAGUACAUUGGGAAAUAUGCCAAGAACUUGGAAACCCUGUCAGUUGCUUUUGCCGGCAGCAGUGAUUGGGGUAUGCAGUGUGUAUUGGGAGGUUGUCCAAAACUGAGGAAACUUGAAAUAAGGGACUGCCCAUUUGGGAAUGCAGCACUGCUAUCGGGUUUGGAUAAAUAUGAAUCCAUGAGAUCACUAUGGAUGUCAGACUGCAAAGUAACAAUGAAUGGGUGUCGAGUGUUGGCAAAAGAGAUGCCCAGGUUGAAUGUGGAGGUGAUAAAGGUUGAUGGGAGUAAUGAGAGUCAAGCUGAUAAAGUUUAUGUUUAUCGAUCUGUUGCAGGACCAAGAAGGGAUGCCCCACCUUUUGUUCUCACCCUCUGAGGUAUGCAGAAUCCAUCCAUCGUAAGCUCCCUCUCUUACACUGUCACACACUCGAGAAGGGAUUAGAGUGCAAUUACCGCCUUGAGCUGCCUAGAAGAAUCUGCUUUGUCGCCUUUUGGUUUGCUUUUGGUGUCCCCAUGUUGGCUGUGGUUCAGAUUCCUCUUUUGUCUUUGGCAAUAUUCAAUCCCCAGCAUCUACUACUUAAUAGUUGUCUUUCAUUAGACAAGUUGACAUUUUUAAAUUAGUUGUAAAAUAAUUGUGCUUCGUUUGGUUAUACAGUUCAGAUGAUAUGAGAUGUUUUGUUGAAAGUUUAAUAAAAUAUUGUUAGAAUA